GGCCGCAGCGCCAUGCGAGAGCGGUGCCCGUCGGGCCCGGCGCUUGCAAGGCUCCCCGCCCCGCGCAGCCUGGGCUGGGCAGCGCGCAGAGGACGCAGCGGCGCAAGCUGCUGGCGAGGGGCCCCGGGACCCUAGCGGCCCCUGCGGGCAUCGCCUUCACGGGCUGCGACUGGCGGUCAUUUCCCUCUGCUCCCGGCUGCGGGGUGGCUCCGGCUCAAGGGCGGGUGUUCUGGCCUGCUCUGCCCUAGGGCGUCCUCGGGCCGGACUGUGCUCCAGCCGGCGUCUGUCAUUGGAUUGCAAAGGGCGAGCUCGGUGCUCUCAGCGAUCGGGCUGAGGUAGCGCGGGAGAAGCAAAUGCCUUGAACUUUUCUCCCCCGGCGAGGGGAGGGACCCUGGCACGCGAAGACCGUGCGGGCGGAGCGGGGCAGCCGGCUGGUUAUGUGCAGUCAUGGCUUGGCCGGCGUAUUGGGUGGACGAGAUCCAGUGGUUUACCCUGGUCACUCUGUUUGUGGCCGCCCUGGUCACUCUGGCCAUCUACCUGGUGCAAUAUGCUCUGGUCGCUCUGCGGAACAGCAGGAGGAAACCGCCGUCGUCGGAUGAACUUCUGCAGGGAAAUGACACCCUAUUGGCCUGGGUGCUGUCUCUGAACAGCUGGAGGACCCAGUGGCAGAAAGCUUGGAUAACAGCCCUGAAUGCAGAAGCCAAAGUGAGAGGGGAUUUGUUGUUGCUUACAUUUGAAGAAGACACAACUCCUCAGCCACUGGAGCUAGCAGUUAGACGGGUUGUAAGUGUUGUAAAGUCAGCCCAAGAGAAGGUGGUUUCUUGUAAUGUAGUGGGAGACUCCAUUCAAUUUAUUGUUCAUGUGUCACAUACUUCACCUACUACCACAGAAUGUCAGUCAUACAGUGUGAAACUGUCUCCACUUCACUUACAGCUGGAACUCUAUCUGAAAGAGAAAGGUGAAGACAUUGAGGUUGUGUGGUCCUUCCUUAAUGCCCCUGAAACUAAUAUUAAAAUCCAGCCAACAGCAGUGCAGGAGGGCCAGAUGGCUGAGACAUGUGCAAUAUUUGAGCCAUUCAGAGAUGUUUUCCAGAAUCUAAUUAGUUUAGUUUCACCAUCUGUAAUUUUGAGUACAAAACCUACAGAUAUAAUAAAGGAGGUACAGAAUGUACAAAACAUAGGAACCCUCCCCCAGGGCACCAGCCCUCCGAAACCUCCAAGGAUUCAUGAACUAAAACUGCUAGUGAAGAACAUUGUAGCCACACUGACUGAUCACAGUGCUGCAGGCAGCAUAAAUCCAGUGUGUGUAACUCAAUUGAAUGAUCCUCUACAGAAAUUUUCCAGCUCUGUAGCCAAAAAUGGCACUAACCUCUCUUGGAAAGAGGAGUUCAUCUUUGAAUUAAAUGCCAAAUCAAAAGAGUUACAACUGCAGAUCUUGGAAGAUGGGAAAUUGGAUAGUUCUUUUUCAGCAUGGACAACUAUACCUUUAGACUUGUUCAGGAAACAGCCUUCUGGACAACAAAGCUUUGCACUGAAGAGCAGGUCCAGCAGCCAUAGCCCUGUGUUAGGAUCGGUCACUGCAGAGUUCUCUUAUGUAGAACCUAAUGAGUCAAAAUCCUGGCAAGUUUCUGCUCAGCUUCCUGCCACAAAAAUAGAAAAGGAUCGAACCGUGAUGCCUUGUGGGACUGUAGUCACUACUGUCACUGCUGUGAAAACCAAACCUCGACUUGAAGGGAAACAUUCUGCACUGAGCCCAGAUUCUCCUGUGAAAACUCCUGCUAAAGUGAAAGUGAUUGAAAAGGAUUUCUCAGUUCAAGCAAUCCAUUGUCAAGGUGCUCCGGUGAGCAAAGUGUUAUCCUCUUCGGAUACAGAGCUGCUGGUGUUGAAUGGCACUGAUCCAGUUGCUGAAGCAGCCAUUCGACAGUUAAGUGAGUCUGCAAAGCAGAAGCUGAAAUCUCCAAGAAAGAAAAGCACCAUUAUCAUAUCAGGGGUGUCCAAGACCUCCUUAUCUCAGGACAGUGAAGCUGCACUGAUGAUGGACUAUGCAGCAGCCAUGGAUGACUCAUGUAAAGAGGAAGCCCCUUCCAUGGUGGGGGAUUCUACCACAGAAGUUCCCAAUAAAAAACUACCACCAGCUGCUUCACAAAUGCUACCUGCCACUGACCCAGAGGAAAAUAGCCAUAAUGCGUGGGACUUGGAUAACAGCAGCCAACAAUGGACCAGCAAUGCACUCUUAGACCAGGACUGUGAAGAGGUGUCCGGGAGUUCAUUAAGUGUCUCGGAAUCUGAGAGUGUGAAAAAAUCUAAAGGUGGAAUUUUGAAAAAAAGUGCAAAGCUGUUUUUCCGUCGGCGGCAUCAUCAGAAGGAUCCAGGAAUGAGCCAGUCACACAAUGAUCUUGUUUACCUGCAGCAGCCAACAUCUGAUGAAACCCGAAGGAAGGGAACAACGCUAACACGCAUCCUUCACAAGAAAAUUCUUUCUAAGAACAAAAGCAAGAACAAGCUGAAUGGCACUUCCAUGGAGCCAUGUGUAUAAAACCUAAUGCUCUCUAAAUGAUACUUGCACAUCAAUUGAUCAGCGGUUUACAAAACAAUACUAGAAGAUGUAAACACAGAUUGUGACAUGCAUAAAAUGAUAUUCACAAAUGCAGUGGUUCCAGAAUAAGCAGACAAAGCUUGGCUUUUAUUUUUCCAAAAAACUUUAUUUUUUUUAAAAGCCUUUAAGCAAGAAGGAUCCUCCUGUCCCCACCAGCCUACUCCUAAGCAUAAAUAGUGUUGAUUGUAUGAUGACAACAUGUUUUCUCCCCCACUCCAAUCCAAGUUGUCACUCUGCAUUCAAUCCUGAUUUGAAGAAGGCUUGAAUCUACCACUCCUAGUGAUAAGAUUUUUAUUUUUGGGAGGGAUGGGGGUAGAGAAGGUGGGUUGGACUGUGGAAGUGGUGUGACUGGGGAGGCUCACCUUUUUUUAAGUUUAGAAUAUUUAAUCUAGCUUACAUUUAACUUCUAGCCAACAUGACUUCUUGGUUUCUAGGUAGAUGACUGGACCACUGUAAAGAGGUAACGUACCAUUGUGGUUUGUGGUUCUGUAAUAAGAAACAAUAGUAGCAAUGCAGAUCUCAACUUGGGUUUCUAGACAGGCUGAAAGUGGAAGCCAAGAGACUCUGAUCUGGUUCCUGUUAUAAUUUGGAAACCGGUUUGUUUCUGGAAAAGGAAAUUAAAUGCUGAUUAGUACAACCUGCUGUAAUAACUUGUAAAUCAGUGUAGGUAGACGUUUACCUUUGAUGUUAGCCAUAAUAAUUGAUGAUUAUGCAAAGCUGUAUCCUAGAAUAUUUAAUUAUGUGCAUAUAUUAUGCUAAAACCCCUUUUUUUCUAGGUUUACUUUGUUCCCAUUUGCAAACAAAGUAUUUAAAAGGUCUUACUGUUACUUCUAUUUCCCCCACUAUAUGAGAAGCUAUAAGUGCUAAUGCAACAGUUUUAUUUUGGGGACUCUACACCCUUAUCUACAGUACUUUUGUAGACAAGUAUACUAGCAACCAUAUCAAAAGCAAAGUUAGGAGCAAUAAAUGUUGUGUAGAUCACGUUUAAUCCUACUUAGAUUUUUAUUAGUUCAUGGUCUGAUUUGCUAGUUACCAGUAGCCUGGAAAACAGAAUUUUUGAAAUGUUUCUCUUUCCCUUCCUUCAGUUACAAGUUUACAAGUUUUGUCAUAUGGUAAGGGUUUUUUUGGUUUGGGUUUUUUGUGUGUUUUAAAAGAUAUUGUAGUUAGCUCCUUUCUUUAAUAUCUGAUAAAAGAAAAAUUGUAGUUCUCACUUAGUUAAACUGCCUAAGAGGGGACUAAAACUUCUGUAUCUAGAUACAUUUUACAGAUUACAUAUUUUUCAUAUAUAUGCCUGUUUACACAUUCCUUUGCCAUAUAUGCAUUCCCUGUUGAGAACAUAGCACCCAAUCCUGCUGUCUUUACCCAGGCAAACAUGCCUGUUGCACCAAUAUCACCACUGAUCUAAACUGAUGCAAUUCCAUUGAAGUGAACAGAGUUGUGCCUGUUUCUGUCACUAGUGAAUUUGGCCCAAAGACUUCAGUAAGACAUUUGACUGAGUAAGGAUGGCAGUAUUGGGCCUUAGCCUUAAAGGCAUAUUUUCCCAAAAUGGAAACUUGAAUAAUUGAACUAAGAGCUUUCAAUACUUGUGGUAGGCUCCAAAUUCCUUAGCAAAGAUGUGCUGAAGGUUAUAAAACUUGGGGGGGGGGGGAGGGGGAAUGUUUAGCAAAAAAUAAAAUAUCCAAAGAAAUGAACCACCAAAUGCUUUUAACUGAGCCUCUAGUUCCAAAUACAUUUUAUUUGGCCUAGUAAUAGGACUGUGACAGUGCUGUCAUGCAUACCAUUUUACAGAAAAUAGGUACUGUCAACAGUCUUGCUGUAUUUGUUGUUAUAAAUACUUGAAGGCAUUUUUAAACACUAUUUUAAAAAAAUCUUAAGUUUGUUGCAGUUGCAAUUUUUUGUACUAUAACUAUGCACUCUACAGCUUUUGUGGCGUUUUUCUGUUGUGGGUUGUUGGUUUUUUUUAAAUCUGAAAUCAUUAUGGCUUUGGGAUUAGGUUAAAGUCCUACUUUAACAUAUUUGAGACUGUUUCUCCUUUUUACUGACUUGCAAAAAACUGAGAUUAGGAUUCCAUAUCUACUUUACAACAGUUUAUGCCAUCAGCACCAAAAGGCUGACCCUGCACUUCUUUGGUGCACACACAAUUCCCCUUGACUUUGUUAGGUGUUGUUUGCACGUAAUGGUAGGUAAAAGAGAGAUCCCUGCCCUAUUUAAAGUUUUUGAUCUGGUCUACACUACAGACUUAUAUUGGUAUAACUGCGUUGCUCAGGGAUGUUUAAAAAUCCACACCCUUGAGCAAUGUAGUUAUACCAACCUACCUCUCCCCCUCCAUGAAAGGCAGAUUAAUUAUGCCGAUUGGAGAGCUCUCCUGUAGUUUAGAGUGUCUUUAUUUAAAGCACUAUAGUGGCACAAUUCAGCGCUGCCCUGAUGCAGCGUUUUAAGUGUAAACUUGCCCUUAGUGAUGCUAUUUGCUGAAAGGAGGAAAAACAAAAUUAAACCCUGAAUGUCGUGGCCUUUCUAAACUCAAGUUUUCCUAAGGUGCAUAGAUAUCACCAUAGUAUACAAGAACCUAGGAAGUGCAGGAUUAGGCCCUGAUGAGUGAAAGGAAUCACUGAUAGUAAACCAAACAUUUGACACUAAAUAAGUUAAAUUACUGAGUUGGGAUUUUCGUGUACAAAACCUUGUGUGGUUCAUUUUUUAAAUUGGUGUGAGGGAUUACAUUCAUCUUGGCAGAAUGCAAGCAGGAGGCUCCCUCCUGCACCCCCCAGGAGACCAGUAACUCUUCAUUUUUAUGGAAGUCUUGGAUGACUGCCAAAAUUUGAGUUUUGGUGGUGGGGAACUAAGGUGGAGACUAGAGUAGCCUGUUCUCAAGAUGGAGGGGACAAAGGCAUUUGGGAUAAAAGGGGGUCUUAAUUUUUGUUGUUAAAUUAAAAACUUCUCAACGGCCCCUCCAAAAUAGCCCUGUUCAGAUGGAUAGUGAUUUAAGAUUUGCCACAUGUGGCUAGGUCAUUUCCCCCUCUUCUAGAAAUCACUGUAGAUAGUGUUGAGAACAUGUUAGCCAUAGUCACUAGUUGUGAACCCAAACUGACAGUUCAAAUCCUCAGUAUUUCAGAUGUUCAAAAUCAUGAUCCAGACACACACACCCCCAAAAAAUUUAGAUUAAAAAUAAAUGUGAGGGGGUUAUAUGCCCUCUGGUUUCUGAGCCUUCACUCUGUCAUGUUUUUCAAGCUUUCCUCUGCAACCAUGAGGACUAGGAACUUACUCUUAUUUUUAAAUGAAAGCUGAGAGUCUCAUGUAAUCAUUUUAUUUCCAAGCAUUGGGGCUUUAAAUAAAAUCUCAUAUUGGAAAGCUCACUGUUAAAAUUGCAAGAGCUAGCAACACUCAAUCCUAUGGAAAUAGAUGGGCACAUACCAGUAGUUCACCUACAGCCUGCUCCCAUCUACGUAAAGAUGAGUUUUGCCACAGAGUUCAGCAAGAUUGAGCACUUAACGUUAACACUGGGUCCAAUCCUCUCAAGUGCUGAAUGCCUCCUGCAAUGAUCUGUGAAGAAUACCAAUGGGCAUGGGGGCAGCACAGUACCUUGCAAGAUCAGAUCCAGCAUGGUUCCCUAACUUUGGGGAAGGGCAGGGGUUGUAAUAUACAGACACACAUACCUUAAUGAUUUUAGUAGUUCAGCAUUUGAGAAGGAAUAUCACAUCAUGCACCAAAACCCUUGCAUUGUGUUAUAGUUUUUCCUCAUAAUCAAAUUAUUUCAAAGCUGUAUUGUGGAAAUAAUUCAUGAAAUCUUUUUGUGGUGUUUUUUUAAUUCUUAUUUAUCCGUGCAUUCUGUAAGCCAAAGAAAGUAUACAGCAGUUGGUUUAUUUGGGUUUUUUCCCCCGUGUGUUUUCUCUUUAUUGUUAUGUAGAAAUUGCAGAAGGAAACAGUGAAACUAACUAUACUUUGUACAUUUGACAGCACUUCACCUUCACUCCAAAUUGUCCUUUUCAGUUCUAGUGAUCCCUUAGGUGUUAGAGCAAUAGUACUAUAGGGUUUGGGGGGGGGGGGUAGAGGAGG
Malaclemys terrapin pileata is the source of this 6645-nucleotide messenger RNA. It is a transcript of the gene C2CD2, whose product is annotated as C2 calcium dependent domain containing 2. The transcript has 14 exons. NCBI's taxonomy places the organism in Eukaryota, Metazoa, Chordata, Testudines, Emydidae. The record is from RefSeq and is a predicted model, not a curated record. The coding region runs from base 448 to 2535 and encodes 695 amino acids.